CGAGGCCGCUGGCGGGGGCCGGGGCGCGGCGCGCGUGCCUGCAGCGUUGCACUUUUGACCAGUCCCCUUUGUGUGGCCGGGAGGGAUCGGCCGCGCCGCUCGCCGAGAUCUGCCUGAUCCGCCUGGUCAUAUGGGAGAGAUGCUGUACGGCUUCGUAGUGUGUCGGUUACGGCCGCAAGACCCUUCCAGUGCUUUGCAACCUGCUGGCGAUGCUUCCCCAAAUGCUGUAACGGUAACGUCACAGCGACUAUACAGGAGAGUUUUGUUGGAAGUUAGAAAGUUUUGCAGCCUCCAGAGGGCUGUAGCGGCAGUAGCAGAAGCAGCAUCCAAGGGACUCCUGGAAGGGGAAGAGAGAGCGAGCGAGCGAGCGCCUGCCCGCCUGCCCGCCGCCGCCGCCGUCCUUGCGCGAGCCGCCCGGAGCCGAGGAGGCAGCCAUGGAGCAUCAGCUGCUCUGCUGCGAGGUGGAGACCAUCCGGCGGGCCUACCUGGAUGCCAACCUCCUCAAUGACAGGGUGCUGCAGACCAUGCUCAAGGCCGAGGAGACCUGCUCGCCCUCCGUGUCCUACUUCAAGUGCGUGCAGAAAGAAAUCUUGCCAUAUAUGAGGAAAAUGGUUGCCACUUGGAUGCUGGAGGUCUGCGAGGAGCAGAAGUGCGAAGAGGAAGUAUUCCCCUUGGCUAUGAAUUAUUUGGACAGAUUUUUGUCGCUUGAACCCCUCAAGAAAAGCCGAUUGCAAUUGCUCGGAGCUACCUGCAUGUUUGUGGCUUCAAAAAUGAAGGAAACUAUUCCUCUGACCGCGGAAAAACUGUGCAUUUAUACCGAUAACUCCAUUAGACCCGACGAAUUACUGCAAAUGGAGCUGCUUCUGGUGAAUAAGCUGAAAUGGAAUCUGGCUGCAAUGACCCCCCAUGAUUUCAUUGAACAUUUCCUAACUAAAAUGCCUCUGGCAGAAGAUACCAAGCAGAUCAUCCGUAAACACGCUCAGACUUUUGUGGCUCUGUGCGCUACAGAUGUUAAAUUUAUUUCAAACCCGCCUUCCAUGAUCGCAGCUGGCAGUGUGGUAGCUGCUGUGCAAGGCCUGCAUCUGGGGGACACUAACACUUUCCUCUCCUAUCAAUGCCUCACACAUUUUCUAUCACAAGUUAUCAAAUGUGACCCGGAUUGUUUACGAGCCUGCCAAGAACAGAUUGAAUCCCUCCUUGAAUCCAGUCUACGCCAGGCACAGCAACACAAUGUAUCUUCAGAAACAAAGACUGUAGAGGAUGAAGCAGACCUUUCCUGCACACCUACUGAUGUGCGAGAUGUGAACAUUUAAGCGGACUUCUACUAAUGGGUUUGCUUGGCAAGAAAAGCAGACAAAGAAAGGGCAUCUGAGAAGGAAUCAGCAUCAGGAUCUCCCCCCCAGAAACCCUUUUCUCCGGGACAUUUUUAUACCAGAAGGGAAAACCAGUCUUGUUUUUUUUUCCUUGCUCUGUCUCCCUUCCAUCUGUGACUUCAAACAAACAAAUAAACAAAAAAUACCCCAAAAACUGUCUUAAAAAAAGAAAAAAAUAGUAUUUGCAUUACCCCCAGGGGUUUGUGCUACAAAAAUAGAAGAUUUUAUACAAUAAUAAUCAACUAGUUUUUAUAUUAAAGUGUUCUUGUCUGUAUGUUGUAAAAAUAGGCAUUAACACACAAAAUGUCUCCAGGGGAGGUAUUAGAUUUGAUUUCUUACCUAUAAAAACAAACCAACCAACCAUUUUUAAAGUAGAAGAGGGUUAUCUUUUUUUUUUUUGAUAGUAAAUGAAAUACUCUUUUUUCUUUAAAAAGCAUAGCUUUAACGCAGUUCUAGGCUUUUCUGUAUCUUGCUUGCUUAUGCAUUUAGUCACUUUAUAAUUCAUCUGUAAAUGUUUAUUUUAUUUCCUUAGUUUUUUUUUAUCCUCUUCACCUUAUAAAUGGUUAACGUAACCCAUAAGUUAGUAUAUGUUAGUAUACAGCAUUAUUAUAUGUUAAUUUUUUUUUUUUUGUGCCUGUGGAUUGCCUGUACAUAAGGCAUUUGUAGGGUUCCAGCUUAGCAUUGUUGGGAAAGGCCAAUGUACUACUCAUACGAUACUCUAUUAUGAAGAGAACCUGAAAUAGUGACAUAAUAUAUUAUAUUUUUGUAAUCUUCAUAUUUUUGUAGUUACCUGUGUAUAAAUGCUGGUCUGACCCCACAGAUAUUCAGCCUAAUUAUGGUCAGGUUCAAUCCACAGUUUAGUCUUUUUUUUUUUUUUUUUAAUAAUAUUCUAAAACCAUUCCAUUCAAAGCACUUUCAGUCCAUUAGAUAUAUAGGAAAUACAUUCUUUUAUUGUGUGGGAAUUUUUUUUUAAUGGAAUGGUUUGGAAAUAUAUAAGUGCUUGUUCGCAAACUUGGAAUUGCAAAGCAAGUGCAUUUAACUAUGGUGUUAGAGGAAAGGUGUUUUUUUUUCUGAAGGUUGUGUUCCAGCGAGAGAAAUUGCAUUCACAAAUUGCCAGGCUAUCUUCCUAUCCUUUUCUAUAGAAAAGUUGAAGUUUAGAAAUCCUUUGGUGCCGACUCAUCUUUGUAAAUUAGGGGCCUUAAAGGUUCACAUAUAGGACACAUAGUUUAAGGAUUGUCUCUAGAUGUUUUACAACUGAAGGUUUUUAAACACUAAAAUAUAUAAUUUAUAGUUAAGGCUAAAAAAAGAAAGAAUAUUUAUUGCAGAGGAUGUUCAUAAGGCCAGUAUGAUUUGUAAAAUAAUGCAAUCGCCCCUUUCUUAAAAAAAAAAAAAGGCAUAAUCUUUCUACCCUUGAUGUUGCAGUUUUAACAGCUUAUUAAAGAGGGGAAAAAAAAAAAAAAAAAAAAAAGGAUACUCUUCAAGGAACAAACCCAAAACAAAACAGUAUAUUUGGCCCCUUCUUAUACAUUUUCAAAAGCAGUCUAACCAUGAGAAAAACGCCAUAGUUAAUAAACAUGAGAAUUGGAGUACUUGAAAGAAGUUCUUAUUCCAGUAUAUGCCCCCCCCUUUUUUUUUUUUAAUUUAGCGACAAUAGAAAAUUUGCACAUCUUGGCUAUGUAUCUUAUUAUUAUUUUAGAAAGUAGCUGAAGGGACGUGGACAUAGCUGUUGAAGUUGACGCUCGAGGAGAAUGUGAUGGUGAAACGUAUGUGAGAAAACUGCCGCUAAGGUGUUGAUUGUUUAAAAAAAAAAAAAAGAAAAAGAGAGAAAAAAGAGAAAAAAGAAAAAAAUUAAAAAUUAAAAAAAAGAAAAAAGAGAAAAGAAAAGGAGUGGAUGCUCCGUUUUUAUUGAGCUGCUAUGGAUAAAUUCCCAGCAUGGUUUGAAAAAAAAAAAAUUAACAUUGCUUUUCUGUAUCUUUGUCAUUGUGUUUUGCUGCUAUUUUGUGGAUCAUUUUUUUUUUGUUAUACAAUGUCAUAUACUGCCAUGUUAUAGGUUUUAAUUUUCUCAUAGAAAAUUAUAUUAUUGACAUCAUUUUUUUGUAGAUUUUUUAUGUGAUCAAUUUUUACUUAAUGUGAUUACUGCUCUAUUCCAAAAAGGUUCCUGUUUCACAAUACCUCAUACUUCAGUUAACCGUGUUUAGGCCAGGUUUUAAUGUUCGUACACAGUGCCUCAUAGUUCUACUGCAAACUGAAAUGCAUCGAACGUUAUUCUGAAUGGGUCUCGCGAUUUGCAACUAGGUUGCAUUAAUUUAAAAACAGCAGACAUUUCAGAAAAUCAAGUAAUGUCAGUUUUUUUGUUGUUAUGCAUUUUAUAAAGCUGGAUUCUUUGUCUGAUCUGGGGUUUAUUAUCAUAGUAGUUUUAAGCUGUGUUAUUAGCCACAUUGAUAUAUGAAAGGUGCAUUAUAAUAUAACUCUUGUAUGCCAGCUGAUGUGGUUUCCCAUCAGUUGGGACACAUCAUUUGGUAUGAUAGGUUAUCUUCUGGAACUCUAAGUAUUUUGUGUGUUUAAUCUGUUAUGAUAUACUAGUUUUUUGGGUUUUUUUUUUUUGUUAAUUAUAGCAUAAUGCUAAUUUAAAAAGCCUGUAAAUCUCAUAAAUAAGCCAGCUAACAGAGUUGUAUGCUGAAAAAUAAUCUAGCUGUUGCCUGUAUGCUGCUAAACCAAAACAGAAUUAGAACUCAAUUUUGAGGGCAAAUGCAGUGAAGAUCCUACAUAGUGCAUAAAUAAAGCAUUGCAAUGCUACUAGCAGUCGCAGGACCCAGGAGGACUGGAUACAUUCUGUCCAAAUUUCAGGAACAUUUCUUACUGCUUACCUCAUAAACACUUCUGUUGGUGGCAUCUCUGUGUCUCUGAACCAAACAUGAUUAUUGAGUUAGUGGUUACUGGUUAUAUUAUGUGUUACACUGAGUGGCAGUGCGUACUGCAAAUUUCUUUAAAUAUUGUAUGUACUAAAAGGCCAAAUCCUGAUCAGUGGGUUCAUGUGCCAACAGAGAUGCUUUAUUUCUCACAUUAUUAUAACAAUCUGUAGUAAGCAAGCAAUUCAGAUUUGUACAUUUUUAUAUUGUACUUAUUGGCAUCACUGGUCUGAAAUGCACAUUUUCACCCACAGACCUGUAACAGACAAGUUUCCAGCAAAAAAAAAAAAAAAAAAAACUAAAGUCUAGAAAUAAAAUUGGUAAAACCCA
This is a messenger RNA of Dromaius novaehollandiae (emu), 4612 nucleotides long. It is a transcript of the gene CCND1, whose product is annotated as cyclin D1. Gene Ontology annotation, biological process: mitotic cell cycle phase transition; regulation of cyclin-dependent protein serine/threonine kinase activity. The coding region runs from base 435 to 1313 and encodes 292 amino acids. Gene Ontology annotation, molecular function: cyclin-dependent protein serine/threonine kinase regulator activity. The transcript is spliced from 7 exons. Gene Ontology annotation, cellular component: cytoplasm; cyclin-dependent protein kinase holoenzyme complex; nucleus. The record is from RefSeq and is a predicted model, not a curated record. Lineage: Eukaryota; Metazoa; Chordata; Aves; Casuariiformes; Dromaiidae.